This is a messenger RNA of Nothobranchius furzeri (turquoise killifish), 2876 nucleotides long. RefSeq names its product adhesion G protein-coupled receptor L4 (gene adgrl4). The record is from RefSeq and is a predicted model, not a curated record. Gene Ontology annotation, cellular component: plasma membrane. Lineage: Eukaryota; Metazoa; Chordata; Actinopteri; Cyprinodontiformes; Nothobranchiidae. Gene Ontology annotation, biological process: adenylate cyclase-activating G protein-coupled receptor signaling pathway; cell surface receptor signaling pathway. Gene Ontology annotation, molecular function: G protein-coupled receptor activity; calcium ion binding.
GAUGUGUGAAAUACAGCUGGAAGAUGAGUGCAAGUGGCUAGGUGGCUCGUCAAGGGGUCAGCCUGCGUGUUUUUGAAAGCAGAUUAAAGAUCAGGACAGGAAGGGCCAGGUUUAAGGAAACAGGAAAACUGAUGCAAGGAAAUGGUCGACGUCACCCGCCAGCCCACUGCAGUCGGAGCUGAAAGCAGAAUCCAGACCUGAGGAAAGCAUGGAGCCUUUGCUCAAGUCACCAAUGAAGCUUGUACUUUUAACAGCUUGGCUCUGGAGUCUGAUGGACACAGGCAGCCUCUCUGAUAUUUGUGAUUCCUGUCACUCAGAUGCAACAUGUAAAGCCCUGAAUGGAUCAAACAACGCCUGCUUCUGUAACCAUGGAUUUACAGGAGAUGGGACGAGUUUUUGCAAUGAUGACAACGAGUGCCUUAACGUGACUAAUAUCUGCGGCGACAGGGGCCAGUGCACAAACACACGGGGCAGCUACUACUGCACGUGUGUCUCUGGGUACACAUCGACAGGACUGAGCAGGUUCCAGCCCAACGACGGCACCGAAUGCACCGAUAUUGAUGAAUGCAAGUCGGGAUCGGUCUGUGGACCUAACUCGCACUGCUAUAACACAAACGGGUCCUUCUACUGCACCUGUCAGCGUGAUUACAUCUCAACUUCAGGCUCUAAGCACUUUCAUCCAGAGAGAGGCGUAAGAUGUAAAGAACACCCUCAAAAAUAUUGCCAUGACAACAUGGGAUGCACGACGCAGGCUGUCAAUAGAAUGCUCGAAUAUAUGGGCAACCUGACGGAGCCUCAGAGUCGGCUGAAGGAAAUUGCCGAGCAGACGUCUGGUGAGCUCACCUCAGUGGAAGUGAUUGCAUAUGUUGAGGCCUUGAGUCGAUCCGGAUCAACACUGGCUGCUGCAGAGACGGAUUACACUGUCAAACCAUCUGCCAUCAACUCCACUCUUUCAAAAUUAGUAAAAGCUGUAAACAAUCUGGUGGAGAAAGACGAACUGGUGGCUUGGAGCAGAAUGAAAGAAGAGCUUCGUGAGCACACCAUCACCAAGCUGCUGCACGUUGUGGAAGAGAGCGCUCUGGCUUUGGGAAAUAACGUUAAAAGUCCUACAGAGAUCAGAAUCAAAGGGACAGAGAUGGAAUUAAAACUCUUCACACUUGAUGCUCAACGUGUAAAAGACAAAUUGUCCGUCUCUAUGGGAGGAGAUCGUAUAAACCUAUCACAGAAGCCCACUCUGGUGAACAAGAAUGGAAGUGUGUCAGUGGUGUUUGUGCGAUAUGACAGCAUCAGUGACAUCCUGAAGCCGAGCAGCGACCCGGGUGUCACCGACUACUCGCGGUAUGCAGGAACAGGGGAAAUCACUGUCAACUCCCAAGUCAUAGCAGCAGCCGUCAAACCUGCUGACAUUUACCAGCUUGACCAUGUCACCUUCACUCUGAGACACAAUGAGCCCAUUGACAUCAAAACUGAUGUGGCAAAGUGUGCCUUCUGGGAGUACGACGUCAGUAGUCUGCAGGGUCGCUGGUCCACUUACGGCUGCAGGACGCUCCACGGCAACAGCAACUCAACCACCUGUUCCUGCAAUCACCUCACACACUUUGCCAUCCUCAUGUCAUCAGGCAGAGCCAAUCUGGUGGCACACAAUACCAUCCUGACCCGGAUCACCCAGCUGGGGAUGAUCAUCUCCCUUAUCUGUUUGUCCAUGUGCAUCUUCACCUUCUGGUUCUUCAGUGAGAUCCAGAGCACCAGAACCACCAUUCACAAGAACCUGUGCUGCAGCCUCUUCAUGGCUGAGUUUAUCUUCCUCGUGGGGAUCAACAUGACCACACACAAGCUGUUCUGCUCUGUGAUCGCUGGAAUGCUGCACUAUUUCUUCCUUGCAGCUUUUGCCUGGAUGUGCAUCGAGGGCAUCCAUCUGUACCUAAUAGUGGUUGGUGUCAUCUACAACAAAGGCUUUCUGCACCGCAACUUUUACAUCUUUGGCUACGGAAGCCCGGCUGUGGUUGUGGCCAUCUCAGCCACUCUGGGCUCAAAGUAUUACGGCACCGACAGAGUGUGUUGGCUGAGCACAGAAAAUCACUUCAUCUGGAGCUUCAUUGGACCUGCGUGUUUGAUCAUUCUGGUUAAUCUCUUGGCCUUUGGAGUAAUCAUCUACAAGGUGUACCGGCACACUGCUGUGAAGAAGCCUGAAAUCAGCCACUAUGAAAACAUCAGGUCCUGCGCCCGUGGUGCCAUGGCUUUAUUGUUCGUGCUCGGCGCCACCUGGACCUUCGGAGUUCUGCACAUUCUCCAUGAGACGACCCUGACGGCUUAUCUGUUCACCAUCACCAACGCUUUCCAGGGGAUGUUCAUCUUCAUCUUCCUGUGUGUGCUCUCCAGAAAGAUCCAGGAGGAGUAUUACAGACUUUUCAAAAACGUACCAUGUUGUUUUGAAUGCCUACGAUGAAUCCAUCUAUUGUUUCCUAUUCAGUCAUCUCUCCUGCUUUUUUAAAUAUUUGUUGUUGUUUUUUUAAAACAUUUUGGGAGUCUUUAUUUUGUGCAUUUGUCUGGUUAAUGUAGCAUCUGAAGCUUCCAAAAAUCUUGUUUUCCUUUGAAAAGACAAAUAAUAUAUUCAGGUUUUUGUUUCAUUUACAUCAUUGACUUUUAGUACAAUAAAAAAUACAAAUCUAUUCAAUCUAUUACACACACCUUAUGAGAUUUAAAUUCGUUUCCCUUUUUUAUUUUAUUUUUUUACAUGUUUAAAAUGUAUUUGUAAAUUAUAAAAUGCAGCCAGCAUUUUGCUCUGCUGCUGCUUCCUUUUAAAAUGGUCUGUGUAAUUAAAAUUUUAAUGUCCCUUUUGGGCCAACAAAUAAAAUGCCUUCAACAGAAAAAGCAAA